Molecule: messenger RNA, 1741 nt
Organism: Wasmannia auropunctata (little fire ant)
Lineage: Eukaryota; Metazoa; Arthropoda; Insecta; Hymenoptera; Formicidae
Exons: 16
Coding region: 88-1668 (526 amino acids)
Molecular function (GO): protein binding
Source: RefSeq, a predicted model, not a curated record
CUUAAUUGUUCCGAGAGAACCUCUGCCCGCGCGGGCGUUUGAAAACAAGGCACCUACUCUCCUUACAUAAUCUCGCGAGUGCGCCAUAUGCGAGGCAGCUGUUGGACAGGUGCACCCUUGCAUCUCGCAUCUCUUGUCUUUGUCCUCUCUCUUCGUCCUCCUCCAUGUAGUCUAUACGGGGAGAAGAGAGGAGAAACGGGGAAAGAGAGAGAGAAGUCACACCACAGUAGAGAUCGCAGCAGAACAAAUAGAUUUAGAAGGUUAAACAUGACAAGCAGAAGAAGCAAAUACGCUGCAUCAAUAAGAGACCGAGCAUCUUCGAUAAACGCAGAUCACUCGAGGAGGGGUUCUCAAGAAAAUUUUAUCACGAAAUUUCUAACGCAUUGCGAGGAAUAUAACGUAGAAUCGUUACCUAGUUUUAUAGUGAGAGAUGGCGUGGAGCACUAUGCGAAGAUUGAACCAGAAAGGGUCAAAUUGGACGAGGAUAUCCCUAUCUUUUGCGUUUCUUUCGAACAUCCAAAAAGGAUGGAGAACGUGCAGGAACUGGAAUGUAAAGGACAGGAAGUGUCGAUUUGCAUCCUCGACGCACUGAACACUACGCUGCAGAAAUAUAACACUCUCACGGUGCUCAGAUUACCCAGUUGUCAGAUAAAUGCCUACGGUGUCCUGCAGAUAGCACAAAUGCUGACGGAAUUGGAAUGCCUGGACGACUUGAAUCUGGAUGACAAUCCGAAUGCGCAGGAGAAUUACUAUCUGUUCUGCGCGCCGGCCAGAAAUUUGCGCUAUCUGUCGCUGAGGAUGUGUAGGUUAUCCGAUAACGGUAUACAAAAGAUCGCGAACGAGCUGAGGUAUCGGGACCCGCCGGACAACCCAAAAUUGAUCGCUCUUAACGUGGCGGACAACGACAUUACGGACGUCGGUGCCGAGUAUAUCGCCGCGAUGCUUCGGACAAAUCGAUCGCUGCAAAGCGUGGUGUUAACCGGAAACGCGAUACAGAACGACGGGGCUUCGCUAAUAAUCCAGGAGCUUUCCAUGUCCACUUUGACACACGAAGAAAUCGUCGGUCUUCGACGUCGCAGAUUUAUCGAGCUGGAGAGCAAGCCGGAUGGUCGAGAUAGUCGAGAGACUCUUGUUGCGGAGCAAUGGAGAAAGAACGAAACGUGGCAGCGCGGAAAUCAGCUGCUUCAGAAUUCUAAAAGAACGAGUCGAGAUAGUUUGUCGAAGAUGAGAAUCCAGCCAAAUUCUCCGUCGAUAUCGGACUGUUCCAUCCAAACCUUGAGAAAACUGUCGGACAGUAACAUUGGUCAACCAUUUACAAAAGAAACUAUAGCGAUAAACGGCUGCGUGACGACUAGUGGAAAUUUAAAUUUGCAGCACUUGAGCCUAAGUUUUAAUCGCCUGACGAAUAAGACGUUGAAGAAACUGGUGUCGUGUCUGUACUAUCAGAAUUACAUGCUAUUAGACGAUUACAGCAGAGGGUUGCUACAUGUAUUUUUAGAGGGCAAUGACAUCAAAAGGGAUGAAGACUGGGCAACGUUUCAAGAAUUGUUGCGUCGCAGACGACAGGAUGAUCAAACGACACAAGAUGCAGACUUGAAGGACCACGAUUCUAUCGGAUCGGUUGAAAGCAAAAUCUUGCGGAGCAAAAUUAGCGGUCUCCACAUUUAGAUUUCCCAUUCGCGGUUCUCCAAUUGGGCAAGCCGUCGCGUGCGGGGUGGCGCGAUCCGUGAUAGUGCAGUUA